Molecule: messenger RNA, 4404 nt
Organism: Suncus etruscus (white-toothed pygmy shrew)
Lineage: Eukaryota; Metazoa; Chordata; Mammalia; Eulipotyphla; Soricidae
Gene: AGTPBP1
Product: ATP/GTP binding carboxypeptidase 1
Exons: 27
Coding region: 191-3880 (1229 amino acids)
Biological process (GO): protein side chain deglutamylation; C-terminal protein deglutamylation; proteolysis
Molecular function (GO): metallocarboxypeptidase activity; zinc ion binding
Source: RefSeq, a predicted model, not a curated record
GUGAAAGAGUAUCAUCGAAGACACCCCCUGAAUUCAAUAUUUAUGGAUAUUUCCUGCCAACAUUUUCUUCAAAUUUAUGGAUUUGGAUCUAAUUAUGAGGAUGCAAGAUCACCUGACAGUCUUCAUUGCCAAUCUUGAAAGCUAAUUGUCUUAUCAGAUUUUUUGCAAUGGUGAAAUGAAGUAACUCAAGAUGAGCAAGUUAAAAGUGAUGUCAGAGAAAAGCAUUACCAAUAAUUCUCGGAUUGUGGGACUUCUGGCUCAGCUGGAGAAGAUCAAUCUGUCAGUUGAAUCUACAGAAACAGAUACUGCCAGAUAUGUUACAUCAAAAAUUCUUCAGCUGGCUCAAAGUCAAGAAAAAGCAAGGAGAGAAAUAACAGCUAAAGGCUCUACAGGAAUGGAAAUUCUACUAUCAACAUUAGAGAACACGAAAGAUCUUCAAACUAUACUUAAUAUCUUAAGUAUUCUUGUUGAGCUGGUGUCAGCUGGUGGAGGGCGAAGAGCCAGCUUUUUAGUUGCCAAGGGUGGUUCACAGAUCCUGUUGCAGUUACUUACCAAUGCCAGCAAAGACACUCCCCUGAACGAGGAGUUAAUGGUGCAGAUUCAUUCUGUUCUUGCAAAGAUUGGACCCAAAGAUAAGAAAUUUGGAGUGAAAGCUAGAAUUAAUGGCAGUCUGACUAUAACCCUGAACUUGGUCAAGCAGAAUUUGCAGAAUCAUCGCUUAGUUUUGCCUUGCCUUCAACUUUUACGAGUUUAUUCUGCAAAUUCUGUGAAUUCUGUAUCCUUAGGGAAAAAUGGAGUUGUAGAACUGAUGUUUAAGAUCAUUGGGCCAUUUAAUAAGAAGAAUUCUGGUCUCAUGAAGGUUGCUUUAGACACUCUUGCUGCAUUGCUAAAAUCAAAAACAAAUGCCAGGAGAGCUGUAGACAAAGGAUAUGUCCAAGUUCUUUUAACUAUUUAUGUAGAUUGGCACCGCCAUGAUAGUCGACAUAGAAACAUGCUCAUUCGAAAGGGCAUUUUGCAGAGUUUAAAAAGUGUCACAAACAUCAAGUUGGGAAGAAAAGCAUUCAUUGAUGCCAAUGGGAUGAAAAUUCUCUAUAAUACUUCACAAGAAUGUUUGGCAGUCAGGACCCUUGACCCUCUUGUGAACACCUCCAGUCUGAUAAUGAGAAAGUGUUUUCCUAAAAAUCGCCUGCCACUUCCAACUAUUAAGAGUUCUUUCCAUUUCCAGUUGCCAGUUAUUCCUGUUACUGGACCUGUAGCCCAGCUCUACAGUUUACCCCCUGAAGUUGAUGACGUAGUAGAUGAAAGUGAUGACAACGAUGAUACUGAUUUAGAAGCUGAAAAUGAAACUGAAAAUGAAGAUGAUCUAGAUAAAAAUUUUAAGAAUGAUGAUAUUGAAACAGAUAUUAACAAACUAAAACCCCAGCAAGAACCAGGACGAACAAUAGAAGAACUUAAAAUGUAUGAACACCUUUUCCCUGAGCUUGUUGAUGAUUUUCAGGACUAUGACUUAAUCUUCAAAGAACCAAAGCCUUUUGUAUUAGAGGAGAAAUUGCGUAUCCCCAUUGUUGUUCCAACUGCAGGCGAGGAAGCAUAUGGGAAUUCAGGCAAUUUAAGAAAAGGAACUGUGAUAAAAGCGAAUGCUUCUCCUAAAGGAGAUGAUGACGACAAGAGCGCUGUACUUAUGGAUCUGGCAAAAGAUGAUAUGAAAGAUAAAGACAGAACAUUGCAAGAGCCGCUAGUUGAUCUUAGUAGAACUGGCUCUUCACUUCAUAGUUUAAACAGUGAUAUUGUGAAGGCUUUGGACCGAAUUACACUGCAGAAUAUUCCUGGUCAAACAGCACCUGGUUGUUCUACAGGAGUGAAGAAGGACCACGGUCUUCCUCUUACCACCCUUACAUGUUCUAAAGCAAACCCACUGCUGGCUCCCUGUGGAAAUGCUUUGUUUGAGGGAAGAGCAGUUCCCUUAGGGAAGCUUUGUUGUACUGGAGUGGAAACCGAAGAUGAUGAAGAGAGUGAAUCUGCUUCAUCCUUAGAACUGUCAUCAGUGGACGUGUCUGAUGGACCAACCCUUCAUGACUCAGAUCUCUAUAUUGAUGUUGUAAAAAGUACGAAGUCUGUUCCAGAAUAUUCUGAGGUGGCUUAUCCGGAUUAUUUUGGUCACGUUCCACCUCCAUUUAAAGAACCCAUUUUAGAAAGGCCAUAUGGUGUACAAAGGACAAAAAUUGCCCAAGAUAUUGAAAGACUGAUACACCAGAGUGAUAUCAUAGAUCGAGUUGUUUAUGAUUUAGAUAAUCCAAAUUACACUAUUCCUGAGGAGGGAGACAUUUUGAAGUUUAACUCCAAAUUUGAAUCUGGGAAUCUGCGCAAAGUUAUUCAAGUUAGAAAAAAUGAGUAUGAUCUUAUUCUGAACUCAGAUAUAAAUAGCAACCAUUAUCAUCAAUGGUUUUAUUUUGAAGUCAGUGGAAUGCGUCCAAGUAUUGCGUACAGGUUUAACAUAAUUAACUGUGAAAAGUCCAACAGUCAGUUUAAUUAUGGUAUGCAACCACUCAUGUAUUCAGUUCAGGAAGCCUUAAAUGCUAGACCGUGGUGGAUGCGUAUGGGAACUGAUAUUUGUUACUAUAAAAAUCACUUCUCAAGGAGUUCAGUUGCUGCAGGUGGACAAAAGGGAAAAUCCUACUAUACAAUUACAUUUACUGUCAAUUUUCCACAUAAAGAUGAUGUUUGCUACUUUGCUUAUCAUUAUCCAUAUACAUAUUCAACUUUACAGAUGCAUCUUCAAAAAUUGGAAUCAGGACACAAUCCUCAGCAGAUAUAUUUUCGAAAAGAUGUGUUAUGUGAAACCUUGUCUGGGAACAGCUGUCCACUGGUGACCAUCACGGCAGUGCCAGAGUCUAAGUAUCAUGAACAUAUCUGCCAGUUCAGAAAUCGCCCGUAUAUUUUCUUAUCUGCUCGAGUACAUCCUGGAGAAACUAAUGCAAGUUGGGUAAUGAAAGGAACACUGGAGUAUCUCAUGAGUAAUAACCCUACUGCUCAGACCUUACGAGAAACCUAUAUUUUUAAAAUUGUCCCCAUGCUAAAUCCAGAUGGUGUCAUCAAUGGAAAUCACCGCUGCUCUUUAAGUGGAGAAGAUUUGAAUAGACAAUGGCAGAGUCCAAAUCCAGAUUUACACCCUACGAUUUACCACACCAAGGGACUGCUACAGUACCUGGCUGCUGUGAAUCGUUUACCUCUGGUUUACUGUGAUUAUCAUGGCCACUCCCGAAAGAAGAAUGUAUUCAUGUAUGGCUGCAGCAUUAAGGAAACAGUCUGGCAUAACAGUGACAAUGCAGCUUCCUGUGACGUCAUGGAAGAUGCGGGGUACAGGACUUUGCCUAAAAUACUAAGCAAUAUUGCUCCAGCAUUUUGCAUGAGCAGUUGUAGCUUUGUGGUAGAAAAGUCUAAAGAAUCCACAGCACGUGUUGUAGUUUGGAGGGAAAUAGGAGUACAAAGAAGUUACACCAUGGAAAGUACUUUGUGCGGCUGUGAUCAGGGAAAAUAUAAGGGAUUACAGAUUGGUACUCGGGAGUUGGAAGAGAUGGGAGCAAAAUUUUGUGUUGGUCUCUUGCGUUUGAAAAGAUUGACAUCCCCAUUGGAAUAUAAUCUGCCUUCCAGCCUGCUUGACUUUGAAACUGACUUGAUUGAAUCAAACUGUAAAGUAACUAGCCCUACUACUUAUGUUUUGGAUGAAGAUGAACCACGAUUCCUUGAAGAAGUUGACUACAGUGCAGAAAGUAAUGAUGAGUUAGAUAUUGAAUUAGCAGAAAAUGCAGGAGAUUAUGAACCUUCUGCCCAAGAAGAAGUACUUUCUGACUCUGAAUUUUCAAGAACAUACUUAGCUUGAACACUGUCAUCUCUUAUUAACUGCCAAAAAACGACUGUAAUAUCUUGGGGUUUAUUAAACAAGGGAGUUUGAAUUUAUGAAGAGCUGACUCAGAAGAUAAAGCAAGGUGGGCCUGUUUGGUUUACAACAAUAAAUAAGUUAUGAAUUCAUAAUAAAUGGGCACUUGUUUUAUUUUAGAUAUUCAGUGCACUUUAUAUCCCAUUAAAUUGUCAACUGUUGGAUUUACUUCUCAGUACCAUUGCAUGCAUUUUUAUCUUCUAGGGUUAUUCCCUACAUCAAAUGGAUAAUUUGACAUGUAUGAUGAAUAUAAUCUUUAAAUUCUAGAGUGUUGAAAAUACUGAGCUGUUGAAAACUAAUAUAUAUGUAAAUGGAUUUCUAUAGAUGUGUCUGUAUGGUGGAUAAAUAUUAAAGAUAAGACUGUUCUUCAGAAUCAUGUUAACUAGUUGUGGCUGAAAUAAUAUAGAUUGCUUUGCAGCCGUUACAUUCUACAAUGAUCAAAUUAAAAAAAUAAAAAUUAUAUUCAA